AUGGUCGUAUCCAGUCUGAAUAAAACCGGAGCUCCAUCACUUGGGCUGCGAUCUCAGAGAUCCACCCAUCGCCUCAAUCAGAUCGAAAAACUCCGUGCCAAUGGUAUUGGCGAUCUGGUUGACUUGCCUCAACUUGUCGUCUGUGGUGAUCAGUCCGCUGGCAAAAGCUCCGUAUUGGAGGGCAUCACAGGCAUACCUUUUCCUCGUCAAGAGGGCCUCUGUACCCGAUUCCCCACGGAGAUUAUUCUCCGGCACUCCAAUGAGCCAUUCAAAGCGAAGGCCACUAUUCGACCACACUUCUCUCGCCCGCCCGGUGUUGCGCAAACCCUCAGCAACUAUGAGCGUGAGAUGAAGGAAGAUCUCUCCGACCUUCCCGUCGCCAUUGAGGAGGUCUCUAAGCUUAUGGGAAUACGCGGUUUUACCGAUUCUCCCGAUGAUGCCGCAUUUGCAUCUGAUGCUCUACGCAUUGAAAUUUCGGGUCCCACAGGACUACAACUGAGCAUUGUUGACCUACCUGGCCUUAUUUCGGUCUCCAACGAGGAACAGUCCCAAGCCGACGUGGAGGCUGUCCAUGCUAUGGUGAGGAGCUACCUCAAGAGCACCCGUACCAUUAUUCUUGCUGUCGUACAGGCCAGUAACGACUUUGCCAACCAAGGCAUUAUCAAAAUCGCCCGCGAGUAUGACCCAGACGGACAGCGGACUGUCGGUAUCAUCACCAAACCCGAUCUCAUCAAUGCCGGAGCCGAGGCCAAGCUCGCCAACAUCGCUAAGAACAAGGACGCAAUUAAGCUUAAACUCGGCUUCUUCCUUCUCAAGAACCCUAGUCCAUCUGAGAUGAAGGAUUACAGCCGCAACAACAAUCGCGCAGAGCGUGAGAUGAACUUCUUCUCUUCGCCAGCCUGGAAGGCCCAGAACCUUGACAUGAGCCGGGUCGGCAUUGAGAAUUUGAAAGUAUUCUUACAAGAGCUUCUGGACGAGCACCUCGAGGGGGAGCUGCCCAAACUGAAGGACGAAAUCAGACGCAAACUUGAUUCCUUUGAAAAUGAUCUUGAAGCUAUAGGUCCUGAACGACGGUCCCUCGGCGAUAUUCGAUCUUUCAUGACCAACCUCAGCAUGCGCUACUAUCAGCUAGCUCAGGCGGCUUUAGACGGGAACUAUCACUGCUCGGAAGCGGCCUUCUUCGAGAAAAAGAAUGGAAGCAGACUCCGCUCCUUGGUCCAUCAGCGGAAUGGUACUUUCGCGGCGAAAGUCCGUGAGCAAGGUCACAAACGCAAAAUCACUGACAGUCCACCUACGCCGCGGUCAGAGGAUGGCUCUAGCGGCAACAGCGGCCAGCUUCUUGUGACACGAACUGAGAUGGUAUCCUGGAUUCGUCAGACUUAUGUCGAGACCAGAGGACGUGAGCUUCCUGGUAACUAUAAUCACAUCUUACUCGCUGAACUCUUCCACGAGCACUCCAGUCCGUGGCGCAAUCUCGCACAAGAGCACGUUUCCACUGUUCUGGAUUGUGUCUCGAAAUGGAUCCAGCUUGCUAGAAAGACUGCGUUUAAGGAGCUUGAGCAAAUUUUCUUGGAUGAGGACCGUCAUCCUAUCACGUACAAUCACUAUUACACUGACAACAUCCAAAAGGCGCGCAACAAAACGCAGAAAUCACUGCUAGAGGACUCACUCGCCACAAUCGAUGUGCGCAGACUCAACACCGGCGACAGUGACGAUAGAAAGCUUCUCGUAAAUGAUUUGCAGCCCAAGCUAUGUGUCGAUAUGGAUCAGCAAGCAUGUGAAGAGGCCCUCGCAGGCCUCAAUGCCUACUACAAGGUUGCAAUGAAAACUUUCGUGGACAACGUGUGUAGACAAGUCAUUGAACGUCACAUAUUGGCUCCGCUGCCAGAGAUUUUCUACCCCACGACAGUCUCGCAGUUCUCUGACGAUGAGCUACUGCGCAUUGGGUCGGAGCCGGAGAAGGAAAUCGCUCGACGGCAGAGGCUCGAGGCGUCUGCUCAAGGCUUGCGGAGCAGUCUUCUUGAAUUGCAGUGCUUACCAGGUUAGCUCAUGUUUGGAACGGCGUCUGCGC
Molecule: messenger RNA, 2071 nt
Organism: Colletotrichum phormii
Lineage: Eukaryota; Fungi; Ascomycota; Sordariomycetes; Glomerellales; Glomerellaceae
Product: vacuolar sorting protein VPS1
Exons: 4
Coding region: 1-2046 (681 amino acids)
Cellular component (GO): microtubule; membrane; cytoplasm
Molecular function (GO): GTP binding; GTPase activity; microtubule binding
Source: RefSeq, a predicted model, not a curated record